AUGAGGAAGUCCAGCAAUGAAACACUUGAAAAGAGAAAGAAGGCCAGAGUCAGAAAGACCAGUCAGGGGCUAUAUGGAAGUCCAGAGAUGACAGGCCAGACAAAGGCUGACAAGGCCUAUUUGGCUUCUGGUGUACCAGAGUACCAACUUGUUGACCCAGUUAGGAUCCUGGGGUUGACUCUAACUGUUUUGUCUCAACCAAGACCACCAGUUUUGGCUUUUGGAGUACAGAGCUACCAACUUGUUAACCUGGUUAGGAUCCCAGGAUGGACAGAGGACAGGGAAGGGACUGGAAAUGAGGUUGGGGACCAGGAUAGGGGCCAUAGACUGGUCCUAGACCAAAAAUCAGGGACCAGGAGCAAGUCCAAAGGACUAGCAUGCCCAGGGGGUGCCUCCAAGUUGAAAGGGAGGCCAGAAGAGAGACCACCAGAGCCAAGACCUGGUGCAAGUCCAAAGGACAAGCACCAUCCCAAGGCUGAGGUGACUAGUGCAGGACAAGGACAAGGGACAGGGGACCUGGGAGGGGUUUGUGAGGAACAGGAGGGUCUGAGGAAAGCCAGGAUCAGUUCAAGACCUAGUAACAGGUCCAGACAAGUCUGGGUGAGGUGGCUGAAUCAGACUGGGGCCAGGAGGGCCAGUAAUGAAGGGCAGGAGGCUGAGAGAAGUGGAAAACUGGCUUCAGACAAGUCCAGGGAAGGUGUUGAGGACUGGGACUGGCUAAGUCCAGGCCUGGGGGCUGCACCAGAGCCAGAGGUCAGAGGUAGCUCAGGGGGGCUAACAGAAGUGAGUCCAGUUGUUGAGGCCAGCUCAGGGGCAAGUCCAGAGGGUAAUUCCGACUUGGAAGUGGGCUCAGGUGUGAACCCAGGUUGGUGUGCCAGGAGUAAUGCAACCCAGGGUGUGCAGAGUGCUGAGGGUCACUGGUUACCUCUCUGCUUUAGCAGAGAUCUCCAGGUUGGGCUCUGGAGUCAGAUGAGAGGUAGCCCAAUGGGUCCUAAUGGGCAAGGUCAUGGGGUAGGGGCUCUAGAGCAGGACCUAGACAUGAUGCAAUGGCUUGCACAAGUGUGA
Molecule: messenger RNA, 1065 nt
Organism: Pisolithus orientalis
Lineage: Eukaryota; Fungi; Basidiomycota; Agaricomycetes; Boletales; Pisolithaceae
Exons: 6
Coding region: 1-1065 (354 amino acids)
Source: RefSeq, a predicted model, not a curated record